This is a messenger RNA of Laetiporus sulphureus 93-53, 2684 nucleotides long. Its product is annotated as P-loop containing nucleoside triphosphate hydrolase protein. Gene Ontology annotation, molecular function: ATP binding; ATP hydrolysis activity. The coding region runs from base 107 to 2341 and encodes 744 amino acids. Lineage: Eukaryota; Fungi; Basidiomycota; Agaricomycetes; Polyporales; Laetiporaceae. The transcript is spliced from 20 exons. The record is from RefSeq and is a predicted model, not a curated record.
CGAUCGUGUUGGCCUCACGGUCUCUUUUGACUUGCACUCGUUGAUCCAAAGCUCUUUUCUUGCAUUCUCUUGAGACGUGCAACGACUGUCUGGUUCUGUCAUAUCCAUGAGCGUGUCAUCAGAAGACAUUGCUGAAGAGAUUCGUACCAGUCUCCCUGGCACCGAAGAGAUUGUUGUCCAAUACAUCUCUGGCUACCUUCUCGAUCUCGACGAUGCUGCUGAAGAUGAAGACGUUUUACAUGUAACCCAGAGUAUUCUCGAGUCCGCAAUUCCAUUUUCCUCGCGAAAGAGCCAACAUGGACAACUAGAAAAAGUCAUGACCGUGCUUGGUCGGAUGCUAGCUGAGCCAUUGAGCAAGAGGGAAGAGAAGAACAGGGCGGGAAGGACAAAUGGACUUGUGAGGCUGGAUAAGGUCAUGGACAUGAGUAAGAAUGGGGUCAUGAGCAGCACUAUUGCGUUCACGGAAGGAGUGGACUUGGAGAGCAUCAACAAGGGCAAAGCUUCGCGUGUGGAUGUGAAGAAACUUGAGAAACAAGAAGCGAAACUGAAGGCCAAGAUCGAGAAGCGCUCCAAGAGGACCUUAUAUGAGGGCUCCAAGUUACUGGAUCAGCACAGAAAACAGCAAUCGUACGAGGAGAUGUUCAUGAAGAUCAAUCCCUUGGACGCGAUUGCAUCGAAGAACAAGUCGAAAGACAUCCACCUCACCAAUGUCGAUGUCAACUUUGGUUCGAACCGCAUCCUCUCAGGCGCCUCGCUUACACUUGCCUAUGGCCGCCGAUAUGGUCUCAUUGGCCGUAACGGUGUUGGAAAGUCGACGUUGCUCCGUCACAUCGCUAUGCGUGAAGUGCCGGUCCCGCCGCAUAUCACCAUCCUCUUCGUCGAGCAGGAGAUUGUCGGAGAUGACACCACUGCCAUUGACUCCGUGCUCAAGGCGGACGUCUGGCGAGACAUCCUGAUGCGCGAGGAGGCUGACUUGAAUGCAAAGCUCGCCGCACUCGAGGCAGAGAGCGAUGACAAACGGUUCGAAGACGCGCGCGAAGAGGCGCAGGCUCGUCUGGCUGAGGUUCAUGCUCGACUGGCCGAUAUGGAGGCUGAGAGCGGGCCGGCGAGAGCUGCGGCUUUGCUUGCAGGCAAGCUCUUUUCGAAAUGGUCGUGGCGGUUGGGCUUCAGCGAGGCUGAUCAGUCGCGGCCAACGAAGGCAUUCAGUGGUGGUUGGAGGAUGCGACUGGCGUUGGCAAGAGCGCUCUUCGUGAAACCUGCAUUGCUAUUGCUGGACGAGCCCUCCAACCAUAUCGAUCUCAAUGCGCUCGCGUGGCUGGAAGACUACCUUCAAACAUGGCAAGGCACCUUGCUGGUCGUAUCACACGAUCGUGCGUUCCUUGAUGCUGUCGCGACGGAUAUUGUUCACAUGCAUUCCGGACGUCUGGAUUACUACAAGGGGAACUUCACGCAGUUCUACUCUACAAAAUCUGAACGCGAUCGCAACCUCCGAAAGGAGUAUGAGACACAGUUGGAUUAUCGAAAGCAUCUGCAGGCCUUCAUCGACCGGUGGCGGUACAACGCAAACCGGGCUGCACAAGCGCAGUCAAAGAUCAAGAUCCUUGAGAAGCUGCCAGAACUGCACCCUCCAGAAACAGAGGAGACGGAGAGUUUUAAGUUCCCUGAGACGGAAAAGAUCUCGCCGCCGGUGCUGCAGCUGAGCGAGGUAUCAUUCGGAUACACGCCUGAUCGUAUCAUUCUGCGGAAUGUCAAUAUUGAUGUGGGGCUCGACUCCCGGAUGGCGAUCGUGGGCCCGAACGGCGCCGGAAAGUCAACAUUGAUCAAGUUAUUGACAGGCGAGCUAAAGCCGCUCUCGGGUCAUGUCAAUCAGAACGGCCGCUUGAGGAUAGGAUACUUUGCCCAACAUCAUGUUGAUACACUCGACCCGAGCUUGAAUCCAGUACAGUUCCUUGCGUCAAGGUUCCCUGGAAAGACAGAGCAGGAAUAUCGGUCUCAUUUGGGCAACUUCCAGAUUAGCGGAAUGACAGGGUUGCAGCUGAUCGGCACGCUGAGUGGAGGUCAGAAAUCUCGAGUGGCUUUCGCGUUGCUCUCGCUGCAGAGGCCGCACGUCCUGCUCCUUGACGAGCCUACUAACCACCUGGAUAUUGAGGGUUUGGACGCGCUCAUGGCAGCACUCAGUGCGUGGAAUGGCGGAGUCAUUGUGAUAUCUCACGACGAGAGAUUCAUCACCACCGUGGCCAAGGAGUUGUGGGUAUGCGCGGAUGGCUCCGUCACGAAGUUCAAGGGAGACGUGCAGGCGUACAAGAGCCUCAUUGUGAACAGCAUCAAAGCAAAACCAUAGAAUACGACAUUGACAAGUUCUGUACUAUUGCGUUGUCUGUAUGCUUACAUUGUCGCAAUAUGGAAUUUGGUCGGCAAGCUCAAUUGCCAGUGCUGGCACACAUUCCCCAGAAGCGAUCUAUGUACCCUCCCGGCAAAGUUUAUGGAGGUGGACCUUUUAAAUUAGAGCCCGCGUCGAGUUGCCUUAUCAGAUUUUCUUUGGUCACUGUCCAGCAGUGAGAGUAAGCUGCAGCCUGCCGUGUUUCUCUCACGUACAGCAGUCACCUGUGGUGCAUCACAGUCUGGCAUAUUUGUGAUAGAGUGGGCAGAAAUAUGCGUAGAUAUCAUAUUGCGGUCGAAAUGUC